Messenger RNA from Botrytis porri, 1278 nucleotides. RefSeq lists its product as uncharacterized. Gene Ontology annotation, biological process: substituted mannan metabolic process. Gene Ontology annotation, molecular function: mannan endo-1,4-beta-mannosidase activity. Lineage: Eukaryota; Fungi; Ascomycota; Leotiomycetes; Helotiales; Sclerotiniaceae. The record is from RefSeq and is a predicted model, not a curated record. The coding region runs from base 124 to 1272 and encodes 382 amino acids. The transcript has 3 exons.
UAAUUCAUUGAAAGUCUAGGUACUUCAUCUAUCAUCUCAUUCUCUUCACCAUACUCAUCUAUUCUUUUACGAUAUCUUUGUCUUAAAUUCGUACACCAGCAGUCUUCACAUCUCCAUCUUACCAUGAAGUCAUUCUCUACCUCUUUUCUUUCCGGUGCAGCCAUUUUCUCGGCAGUAUCUGCCUUAGCUACUGCACAAUUGCCUGUUGAAAAACGAGCUGCAAUUGAUGGUCUUCCUUCCGGUGGAGUAGUUUCCAACGGCGUGGCCUUUGGAUUCCUUCCAUCAGAUGGCUACCAAGUGGCAUCCCCAGUUUAUACCAUGGCACAAAUAAAUAGCAAGCUCGGCGGAAAAGCUAGUACCUAUGGAUGGUAUGCGCAAAUAACAUCUAGCACAUUCACUGGAUCUCAACUCCUUCAACGUCUGGAUGAUGUUGUUGCUUCUGGUGCUGUGUUUCAACCGGCAGUUAUGCCGACUAUACCAUUUAGUCAAGUAACUAGUAAUGUAGCUAGUCAGGUUGCAAGCGUAUUGGAACAAUUCACUGCGAAGGGUGUAGAGGUUUGGUUGAGAUUUGGCCAUGAGAUGAAUUACUACGUUACGGAUGGUACAUAUCAUGGAAUAGCAGCCGAGUUUAUUACUGCUUGGAAGAAUAUUCAUGCAGCUGUUUCCACCAAUCCCAAGAUCAAAAUGUACUGGUCGCCCAAUGUGGACACUUCAUCGUCUCCGGUUGCACCAUACUGGCCGGGCGCAUCCUACGUCGACAUAGUGGGCGUCGAUUGCUACCCCACUUCAUCACCACUCCCUUCCUCCGCCUUCUCAAGCUGCUAUGGCACUUUCUACAAAACAUACUCCGCUGCUUAUAACAUCCCAUUCGUCAUCGGCGAAACAGGCUACGCUGGGUCUUCUGGAAAUGCUGCGUGGAUUAGUCAAUUGGUGAAUCAAGAUAUGUGCGAAUAUCCAAACUACAAUGCAGCAUCAUGGUUUGAGUAUAACAAAGAAGCGAACUUCUUGAUUGUGGAAGGCAGCUCAUCGAUUCUGUCUUCUGCUCAACAGUUACUUUUGCACAAUACGAAGACGGGCUGCGCUAUCUCCACCACGACCGGGAGCACACCGACAACCCUUGCGACUAAAACGGCCAGCACAACUACUAAUACAACUACUAAUAAAGCUGCUAGUCAAACCGGGGCUUGUACUUGGGGCUGUAACGGAUGGGAUUGCAGCGCAAGCAGUCCUUGCAACGCUGACUAUACCUGCAUGAGUGGUUAUUGUCAUUGAACAAUA